GAGGUGGGUAUUCGAAGUGUUCUUAGCCGCUCUCCAAACCCUUGUACUCGUUCCUCUCGAUUUCGUUGUUUCCUCUCGACAGAGAUCUCGACUUCGGUUUCGAUUUCGAUUUCCCUACGCGAGUUUGAUUUCGUUUCAGGUUCCGACCGUCGGUGCGAACAGAGGAGGAGAAGCGCUUCGGAAUCGAAGAUAUCGCUUUCAGUUUGCCUUUGCAGAUUUUGCCAUUGAAAACAUUGCAAUGAUGGGAACAAACACAGAUUCAAGCAUGAUACAGGAUAGCAAUGGAGCCUUUCCAGGUGACAGAAAGAUCACUGUGGUUUUUGUGUUAGGUGGUCCCGGCAGUGGGAAGGGCACACAAUGUUCAAAAAUUGUGGAAAAUUUUGGGUUCACUCAUCUUAGUGCUGGUGAUCUUCUGCGAGCAGAAAUCAAAUCUGGCUCAGACAAUGGGUAUGAGGCAAUAUGUUUCUUGUUUAACUGCUGUACAUUCAGUACCAUGAUCUCAAACAUGAUAAAGGAAGGUAAAAUUGUCCCUUCUGAGGUUACAGUUGAGCUUUUAAAAAAGGCUAUCCUUGAGAGUGGAAACAACAAGUUCCUAAUUGAUGGAUUUCCUCGAAAUGAAGAGAACCGUUCUACUUUUGAGAAUGUUACAAAACUUGAGCCAGAAUUUAUACUUUUCUUUGAUUGUUCAGAGGAGGAGAUGGAACAGCGACUUUUAGGUCGCAACCAGGGGAGAGAUGAUGAUAACAUUGAGACAAUAAGGAAGCGUUUCAGAGUUUUUAUUGAAUCUAGUUUACCUGUGAUUGAGUAUUAUGACCAGAAGGGCAAAGUUCGAAAGAUUGAUGCUAUGAAGCCCAUUGAUGAUAUUUUUGAAGAUGUGAAAGCCAUUUUUGCUGUGUUCCCUGCAAAAGAUGAAUAAAGCUGCCCUUAAGAUUAUAACAGACACAAAUAUACUUUAGAAGGUGUUGUAGCCGUGAGGUUUUUUCAAGUUCUCCAGCAAAUUGAAUGAGCUAUGCAACAAACUAUCCUUUGUGUUGCAGUGUGACAUGUUUUUGGUAACUGAGAAUGAACAAGUUAUUUGUUUUUGAACAGCAGUAUGAAGUACUUAAUAAUUUUUUGAUUGCAAAAUCCUUUUUUAAGUUGUUUAAUUGACUCGUAUAAAUGUGAUAAGUGUCAUAAUUUUUAGUGAUUCACCAUAAUAUUUGAUUUCUUGGUACUUUUGUAUCUAGAGUCUUAAGGUUAAUGCAUGUUAUUGGACUCUUUGUAAUAUUGGAUGAUCAUUUCUGUUUGAACUUCAAUACUAAACGAAAUUGUGUCGA
Molecule: messenger RNA, 1316 nt
Organism: Zingiber officinale
Lineage: Eukaryota; Viridiplantae; Streptophyta; Magnoliopsida; Zingiberales; Zingiberaceae
Product: UMP-CMP kinase 4-like
Exons: 10
Coding region: 239-916 (225 amino acids)
Biological process (GO): CDP biosynthetic process; UDP biosynthetic process; 'de novo' pyrimidine nucleobase biosynthetic process
Cellular component (GO): nucleus; cytoplasm
Molecular function (GO): ATP binding; UMP kinase activity
Source: RefSeq, a predicted model, not a curated record